Messenger RNA from Letharia columbiana, 999 nucleotides. RefSeq lists its product as uncharacterized. Gene Ontology annotation, cellular component: ribosome. The transcript has 3 exons. Gene Ontology annotation, molecular function: rRNA binding; mRNA binding; structural constituent of ribosome. Bases 1 to 999 code for a protein of 332 amino acids. The record is from RefSeq and is a predicted model, not a curated record. Lineage: Eukaryota; Fungi; Ascomycota; Lecanoromycetes; Lecanorales; Parmeliaceae. Gene Ontology annotation, biological process: ribosomal small subunit assembly; translation.
AUGCGCCCAGGAAUCCAGCUACUCCGCUCUGGCCGGUCAAUUGAUGUGCGGCCCAAGGUCCUAGAGUUCUCCGCCCACCGAAUACCCUUGUGUCUUCGACUACAGCAAAGAAGAAACAUCACCUCAGACGAGAAACCUCUGCCUGAAUCAGAACAACCGAAAGGACCCAAUCAAGAUCAACUCCCGCACGUAAGCGAGGAGGCAGCAGCUACUGGUGAUAUUACUGGCGAAGGGGGACCAGAUGUGGAACAGGGUUCACCAGUACAAGAGAUCCUGAAACGCGAUCAAAAAAGCCAAGAGAAGGCACCCAAAGUGUUGCAGGAAGAACUCAAAGCGUCGUCACCUAAGGGAAGCAGAUCGUAUUCGACCUCAACUCCGCGGCGAGCUCAAGCCAUGAUCGACCCCGAGUCUGCAGAGGUCCAAAACCAGGGUCACAUUUUCGGCCUACCAGAGCUGCCUUUGCCGAGCACUUCCCAUCUCAAGCAUCGCUAUGACCCGGUUAUCCAUCAGGUUACAAAUCUCCUUAUGCAAGACGGCAAGCUGAGUAAAGCUCAGAGGAACAUGGCUAUGAUACUCGAACGUCUACGAACGGCUCCCCCACCUACUCCAGACCCUCGACAUCCUCUAAUACUUGGCGCUCCUCCCACCAACCACCUUCCUCUCAACCCCAUACUCUACCUCACACUUGCUAUCGAUUCUGUGGCGCCUCUUCUCCGGAUAAGAUCACAAAAAGGCGCGGCAGGUGGUGGUGUAGCGUUGCAGAUACCGAUACCUCUAGGCUUACGGCAGCGGCGACGGACAGCUGUGAUGUGGAUUCUAGAUGCUGCAAUCAAGAAACGUACAAAAGGCAGCGGCAGAGCAAUGUUUGCUCACAAAAUUGCGGACGAAUUGAUUGCUAUAGUUGAAGGGAAGAGUACUGUCUGGGAUAGAAGGGGUGGGGUUCACAAACUGGGUACUGCAGCUCGAGCCAAUCUGUCGUUUGGUAACAGGAGAAGAUAA